ACUUAUUGAAAGUUAUUAGUAUAAAAAAAUUCUUAUCAAAAUUAACAGGUAGUGAGUCAUGAGUAGAUUUUUUUAACGAUAAGUGAUUAAAGCAGAUAAAAAGUUCGUAAUAAACAAUGGGAUUAAGCGAUUUAAGUUUUAUAAUACAAGGUCUUAUCAUGAAAUUAUAGUGGAAUGAUUAAAAGUUUUUCUAAUCGGUACUUACAGGGUGAAACGAAUUAAAUAUUUUAUUACGUUAUUACGUUUUGGUAAAACAAAACGGACGUGAUCGGUGUAAAUCGUUAUAGUACAAGAAAUUAAGUACAAAACCGGGUGAAACCUAGAAAUUUAUCAACUAUUUCUAUUCUAAUUUAUCUACGAGGUACCUGGUGCCCAAGGUGGAGGACAUCUACGUCGUCUAGUGGAUUAUCAUGGAAAUAUAAACAUUAUAUAUACAUGAUGAUGAAUUUCAGGUUAAUGUCAACAAUGGAUGCUAUCAAAACAACUAAAGCAAUUGUCAGAAAACGAAUGGAAGAAAAAUUGGCAUCACUAUCAUUACAAGAAAAACAAAAACAAUCUAAAAUCGUUAGAGAAAAGCUCUUUCAAUUAGACGCUUUCAAAAAUUCAAAAAACGUCUCCAUUUUUUUGAGUAUGAACUCGGAAAUAGACACCGAACCAAUAGUUAGAAAAAUUUUUGAUUCUAAUAAAAGAUGCUUCGUUCCCAGGUAUAAUAAAAAAAUUAUGGAAAUGGUGGAGCUGUAUUCCAUGGAAGAUUGGUCGACGUUACCUGUUACUAAAUGGAAUAUAAAGCAACCUUCAUUCGAAGAUGGAAGAAUUAAUGCUCUAGAUACAGGUUUGGACUUGAUUAUUUUACCGGGGGUGGCGUUUACCAGGGAAGGAGAUAGACUGGGGCACGGUGGUGGAUAUUACGAUAAAUUUUUGGAUGUAAUUUGUAAAGAACAACCCAUACCACCAAUAUUAAUAGCUUUAGCUUUCGAAGAACAAGUUUUAGAUAGUUUACCUACUGAAAAAAAUGAUUAUAAGGUUGAUAAAGUUCUUUUUGUAGAUUGAAUGAUUUAUAUGAAUAAAUUAAUAUUUUUCGUAUCGAUUUUGGGUUAUUUAUGGUUGUAGAAACAUAGAAAUUGGUUUGAAGAAUAGUAUUUUAAUGAUAGUAAUCUGUAAUAUCGCUAAAGGGUUCCUCUCAAUUCAAUUAAGGGUCUUAAAGACAUUACGAGAUAUAUAAUCUUGUUCCGAAGACCCAGAAUCGAAUUUGUAUUGGAAUUUCGUAAUAUCCUGCUUCUCACUACGUUUUCUGAAACUAAAAGGCAAUUUUUUUCAGAUUUUACAAUAUAUAUUCAAUUUGGACACUUUUCUCUGUAGGAAAAUCACUUUUCUCAACUGGUUAUCAAGGAUUUUCAUUUAGUAACAGAAUCGAUCUUAUAGUCAAGCUUUUCGUCGAUCAAUUUUCUUAUUAUUUCUCUUUAAAACAUAAUGAGGCAAUUUAUUUGAGCCACUUCACUAUUAUGUCAAAUUUGGACACUUUUCUCUAUAGGAAAAUCACUUUUCUCAAUUGGUUUUCAACGAUUUUCAUUCAGUAACAGAAUCGAUCUUAUAGUCAAGCUUUUCGUCGAACAAUUCCCUUAUUAUUUCCAUUUAAAACAUAUUGAGGCAAUUUAUUUGAGCCACUUCACUAUUAUGUCAAAUUUGGACACUUUUCUCUAUAGGAAAAUCACUUUUCUCAAUUGGUUUUCAACGAUUUUCAUUCAGUAACAGAAUCGAUCUUAUAGUCAAGCUUUUCGUCGAACAAUUCCCUUAUUAUUUCCAUUUAAAACAUAUUGAGGCAAUUUAUUUGAGCCACUUCACUAUUAUGUCAAAUUUGGACACUUUUCUCUAUAGGAAAAUCACUUUUCUCAAUUGGUUAUCAACGAUUUUCAUUCAGUAACAGAAUCGAUCUUAUAGUCAAGCUUUUCGUCGAACAAUUCCCUUAUUAUUUCCACUUAAAACAUAUUGAGGCAAUUUAUUUGAGCCAAUUCACUAUUAUUUCAAAUUUGGACACUUUUCUCUAUAGGAAAAUCACUUUUCUCAACUGGUUAUCAAGGAUUUUCAUUUAGUAACAGAAUAGAUCUUAUA
Messenger RNA from Diorhabda carinulata, 2109 nucleotides. Its product is annotated as 5-formyltetrahydrofolate cyclo-ligase. The transcript has 5 exons. Gene Ontology annotation, molecular function: 5-formyltetrahydrofolate cyclo-ligase activity. The record is from RefSeq and is a predicted model, not a curated record. Lineage: Eukaryota; Metazoa; Arthropoda; Insecta; Coleoptera; Chrysomelidae. The coding region runs from base 436 to 1050 and encodes 204 amino acids. Gene Ontology annotation, cellular component: mitochondrion. Gene Ontology annotation, biological process: folic acid-containing compound biosynthetic process; tetrahydrofolate interconversion.